Molecule: messenger RNA, 2214 nt
Organism: Rhea pennata
Lineage: Eukaryota; Metazoa; Chordata; Aves; Rheiformes; Rheidae
Gene: ADGRF4
Product: adhesion G protein-coupled receptor F4
Biological process (GO): cell surface receptor signaling pathway; adenylate cyclase-activating G protein-coupled receptor signaling pathway
Cellular component (GO): membrane
Molecular function (GO): G protein-coupled receptor activity
Source: RefSeq, a predicted model, not a curated record
AUGAUCGUUCUGGUUUGUUUUCAGCUUCUCAGUACGGAAUCAAAGAUUGGUAAUCAACAAGAUGGGUGUUUAAGCCUCAUUCCUUGCAAAGAUAACAGAGAUGUUUGUGUUCAGCCUUGUUCUCCUUCCUUCCAUGGGGAGACAGACUGUGUCUGCAAAGACAGAAGGUGGCAAAUGUUCACAGAUGCUUCUGCCAGUCUGGAUAUCCGGUCACUUUUUCAGAGAAUCUCUGAACAUGGACACGUUAGUAUUGCUGGAGGACAUCUCUCUUUUGUAGGGGAAAGGAAGCCCAAGAAGCCUGGAGAUGGAGCAAAAUAUUCUGAUGUUGAUGACCACGGGAAUGAGAAGUGCCAAGCUAAUUUUUCAUGCAUUAUUCCAGAUAUUUUGUCUUCAGCAGCCAUUGCAGGAAAUAUUGCUGAUAUAGUGGAGUUGCUAAAGCAGAUCUCCUUGGUAGUUUCAGGGAAUGUCAGUAAAGGAAAAAUGCAGAGUGACAGUGGAAUAGCAAACCAUGUUCUCGAUAGCUCCAUCAUUUCCAGCUGGGCCUUUGUAAGGGAUAGAAAUGCUAGUUUAAUAUUACUAGACUCAGUGAACUUAUUUGCUGGGAAACUUCUUUUAACAAACAAUUCAGAAAGUAUACAGGAACAAUUAGUUCCUACAAAAGGCUACAACAUACAUAAAAAUACUACAGGGAAAAGCUUUGAUUUUUCUGUGGAGUUCAGUAACUCGGACAAUAUCUCUGGGCAUGUAUUCGUUCCAGAAGAAAAGCUUGUGAAGCUAUCUAAAACUUCCACAGCCAUCAGCAUCGCAUUUCCAGCUCUUGGAGUGAUUAUAGAAACAAGCCAUACGGACCCUGGUUUUGCAGAUGGAAUGGUUUUAUCGGUGGCUUUGCCAGAAGAACUUUAGCAUAUUUUGUUUACCUUUGAAUAGGUCAAUAUGGAGCGUGUCAAAGCUCAGUGUGUUGGAUGGCACUCUGCUGAAAGGAGAUGGGAUGACAGACCUCGCCAAAUUAAGUCAGAUGACAUCAGCAGCGUUGUUUGCUUCUGCAUGUAUCACCAUCAGACGCUCAAAUCCUUCUCCAAUCUUAUGUCAGCCACCAAGUUACGAAAUGCAGUGCUGGAUUACAUUACGUGUGUGGGAUCUGGCCACUCGAUUUUCAGCUUGGCUCUGUGCAUUAUUGUUGAGAUUGCUGUCUGGCGUCACGUUACAAAAACUGAAAUCACUUGCACGCGCCACUUUUGUUCAGUGAACACAGCUACAUCGCUUUUUGUUGCAGACAUUCUGUUCAUUUUAGCUGCUGUUGUGCAUGAUACAACCCAAAACUACCAGCUGUGUGAAGCUGCCACAUUUUUUCUUCACUUUUUCUAUCUUGCCUUGUUUUUUUGGAUGUUUAGCCUAGGCCUCCUGAUUCCCUAUGGAUUGUUAGUUUUUUUAAAGACAUGAUCUACGUUCAUAGAUGCAGCAUUCUUUACAGGAUAUGGACGUUCUCUGGUCAUAUCUGCUCUCACUGUUGCUAUUACUGAACCAAGGAAUGGAUAUUUAAGGGCUCGAGCCUGCUGGCUCAAUCGGUAUGAGACCAAAGCCCUUUUGGCCUUCAUUGAACCUGCUCUGUGUAUCAUUGCUGUGAAUCUGCUGCUGGUGGUGGUGGUUGUGAUGAAGAUGGGAAGGUCCUCUGCUGGAGAAGCUUGCAAGUCAUCAGAUUUGAGCAACGUGAUCCGAAUUAGCAAAAACGUUGCCCUCCAGACGCCUGUUUUAGGCCUCACCAGGGGGGUUGGAUUAGUGGCGAUUGUUGUAAAAACUCUCGCGUUCCAUGUUACAUCUGCACUACUUAAUACCUUCCAGGGUUUCUUCAUCCUGUUGUUUGGGACACUUCUGGACAGAAAGACGAGAGAAGCCUUAAGGAUGAACUGCCUUUCAUCAAAGAGGAAGCGUAGUCUAGCACAGAAAUAUGACUCUGUGUGGCCCUGGGGUUGCUCUGGAAUGCCGGAGGGUGAGUCUGUCCCCGACUCCGUGUCUGUUCGUGACAGAAACCACUCAGAGCCCAGCCAGUCCGUCUGGUGCAGACCAAAGCUGUGUACUCAAGACCGCGUGAACUUCUUAAAUUUUAAAUGUCAGGGCAAUUCAUUAAUGUUUAAACAUUAUGGAGGCAAUAACUUGAGUUUCAAAAGCUCCAUAAAAAGCAUUGAAGGAAUUGCUGUGAUGACAUCAUUGAGUUAG